Messenger RNA from Physella acuta, 1324 nucleotides. RefSeq lists its product as uncharacterized. The record is from RefSeq and is a predicted model, not a curated record. NCBI's taxonomy places the organism in Eukaryota, Metazoa, Mollusca, Gastropoda, Physidae. Gene Ontology annotation, molecular function: protein binding.
AAUUUAUGUGGAUUAGUAUUUUUAUAAAUUAAUUAUCUCCCAUUCUUUUCUGUUAUGUCGUCUAAUCUAUGUUUCAUUAUUUUCAGCUUCGCAAUUACUCGCAACAAAUUCCUAUAUUAGAAAACGAACACAGAAAUGUCGUCAACUCAAUGAAAGAAGAAAAGGAAAAAGUCGAGAGAAAAUUCAACAGGAAAUAUCAGAACAUCAUGAACAAGUAUGGGACAAUGUGUCAACUACUGUCUAACAAACUUGUCUCCCUUGAGUCGUUACAGCAUGAGUUUAACAAGAGCUGGAUUGCAACAAAACACCAUAUCAAAUUGAUCGAAGACUUGUCAAAAAGGAUUCAAGCUAUUGAAACACGAGCAAGUCCAAAUCGUCUGGUCUUUACCGCCUACCUACCUUCAUCCACCCCAGUCUCUCCUGGCUCUGUCCUAUCAAACUUCCCCAACAUCCACCCUUGUUACACGGCUGGGAGGUUUACAGCACCCACUAACGACAUCUACCUCGUCAGCGCUACCUUCCACCAGCAGCAGGAGAAACUUAUUGAAAUCAGCUUCUGCACCAGAACAAGAGACAACCAACAGCACGUAAAAAAGAGCGUUUGUUUACGGGCUGCUAAUACCAGCGUCUCCACCACUCUGAUACUUUCAAUGACGGUAGGGGAAGAACUCUUCAUGAGGGUGGAUAAAGCGGAUGGUGGGGCUAGUUUAUCCACGUAUACACACUUCACGUGCGUGAGGCUAUAAAUAGAUUUCUUUGAGCGCAUUUCUAAAGCGUUAGAACCCAAUACGUUAUAAGUGAUUUUAAAACAUUUGACAAAGCAAAGAUGCUAUGCGUAAAGGUGUUUGGAUACAAAAAAAUGUGUGUAUUAUGGCUAAAGAUCUGCCAACACCCAAUUGCAAAGGACCCUGGUUAGAAGACAGGACUGAAAGGGGCUAAUUGUCAACCCAAAAAGGGCAAAUUGCCAACCUGAGUAGAGUGAAUUACCAAACUAGAAAAGCAAACUACCAACCAGAAUACGGCACAAAUCAGACCUGAAUAGGGCUAAUCGUCAACCUAAAUAGGGUAAAUUAGCAAUUACAUCACGAGCCUCACACUAAAAUAGAACAAUACUAGUCAAUACGUUUAGAAAAAUGUUUCUCAGAAGCAUCAGGAGAGAUAACUCCUGAGAGCUGUAGUUGGUGGCACAUACUCCAGCAGGACAGAGAACUCUGGAGAGCUGUAGUUGUUGGCCCAUACUCCAGCAUGACAGAGAACUCUGGAGAGCUGUAGUUGGUGGCCCAUACUCCAGCAUGACAGAGAACUCAGGAGAGCUGUAGUUGGU